UGAGGAAAUUUCACUCACUCAGAUGGCGGCCCACCAACUUUAACAAAAAAUGAGUUAAUGGGUCAUAGAAUAUAAAUACUUUUGACCCAUCUUCUCACUCUUAUUGCAACAAGCUUUUUUGAGUUUUUUUCAGUCACACCUGCAAAAUUUCCUAAGUCUCUAACCUCACUAUUCAAGCUCUUCCAUUUCUUUUAUGGCUCUUCUUCCACCAUCUUCUUCUUCGUCUUCUUCUUCUUCCAAAGGAGGGAAAUACGAUGUAUUUCUUAGUUUCAGAGGCGAGGACACCCGCAAAAAAUUUACAGAUCAUCUAUAUAGAGCUUUGGAACAAAAAGGCAUAUCCACUUUUAAGGACGAUGAAAAACUUAAGCAAGGAACACCAAUUGCCCCAGAACUCUUGAAAGCAAUAGAAGAAUCAAGGUUUGCUGUCAUUAUUUUAUCAGGAGAAUACGCUUCUUCAAAGUGGUGCUUGAUUGAACUAACAAAGAUCAUUGAGUGCAUGGAAAAGACCGGAUUGGUAGUUCUACCUAUUUUUCACUAUGUAGAUCCUAGUGAUGUGCGGAAUCAUAGAGGAACUUUUGCCGAAGCCUUUGAUAGACAUGAAGAGAGUUUCAAGGAUAGCAUGGGAAAUGUAGAGACGUGGAAAGCUGCUCUAACAAAAGUUGCCAAUCUUUCUGGAUGGGAUUUAAAGGAUAAGUAUGAAUCAGAAGUUAUCCAAGAAAUCAUUGGAAGGAUAUGCACUGAGUUAGAUCAUAAAUUCUCAGGUAUUUAUGAGGCCCUUGUUGGAAUAGACUCACAUGUGGUAAAAAUGUUGGGUUCAUACUUAGGUGAAGGGUUGGGUGAUGUUCGCUUUGUUGGGAUAUGCGGGAUGGGGGGAAUGGGCAAAACAACUCUUGCACAAGAAAUUUAUAGAAGAAUUUCAAGUAACUUUGAAGCUAGUAGCUUUAUUGCAAAUGUUAGAGAAAAAACUAAAAAUCAAGGUCUAGUUUCUUUACAAAAACAACUUCUUUUUGAGACUCUCAUGGAAAGGGAAAUAAAGGAAAUUGAUGUUAUAAGGCAUAGAUUACGUAACAAAAAGGUUUUUAUUGUUCUUGAUGACGUGGAUGAAGAACAACAAUUAGAAGCAUUAGCAGGGAAAUGUGAUUGGUUUGGUGCAGGGAGUAGAAUUAUUCUAACAAGUAGAGAUAGUCAUUUUUUGAAAAGAAAUGGAGUGGAUUAUAUAUAUACAAUUGAGGGGUUGAAAAAUGAUGAAGCUUUGGAGCUUUUUAGUUGGGGUGCUUUUAAGAAAACCCAUCCUGAAGAAAGUUAUAUGGAUUUGUCUAUGGAUUUUGUGAAUUACGCAAAAGGCCUUCCUUUAGCUCUUAAAGUUUUAGGUCCUUUGUUGUUUGGUAAAACAAUGGAUGAAUGGAAAAGCGCCCUAAAUGAUCUAAAAGCAGUAGUUGGUGAAAAAAUUAUGCCUAUACUUCAAAUAAGUUUUAAUGAUCUUACAAAUACACAGAAAGGAUUGUUUUUAGAUAUUGCAUGUUUUUUCAAAGGAGAAAAAAAGGGUUACAUAAGUGAUAUACUGGAAAGUUUGGGUUAUUGUCCAGACUACAAUAUUGGUGUUCUUAAGGACAAAUCUCUCAUAACCAUUGAUGACGACGGAAUUUUGUGUAUGCAUGAUUUGCUGCAAGAUAUGGGUCAAGAAAUCGUUCGUCGUGAAUCUCCUACAGAGCCUGGUAGACGUAGUAGGUUGUGGAUUUAUGAUGAUGUCAUUCAUGUAUUGAAGGAAAAUACUGGAACAGAGAUGGUUAAAGGCAUAAUGGUAAACAUACCAAUUCAAAAAGUGGAACACCUGAGUGCUGAGGCCUUCUCAAUGAUGAAAAAUUUGAGAUUACUUAAAAUUAGUAGUGAGAAACUUCCAGAAGACUUCAUAAAUGGUACUAUGCAACUUCCAAAAGACCUCAUUAGAGGUAAGGUGCAACUUCCACAAGGCCUCAGUUAUCUUUCUAAUGAGUUACGUCUUCUCGAAUGGCAUGGAUAUCAUUUAAAAUGUUUACCAACCAAUUUCCAACUAAACAAACUUGUUGAAUUGAGAAUGCAUAGUAGUGGUAUCGAACAACUAUGGAAUGGAAACAUGAAUUUAGGCGAGUUAAGAAUCAUUGACCUAAGUGGCUCUCAAAACUUGAUUGAGAUACCGGACCUUAGUGGAGCGCCAAAACUUAAGCAAUUGAUUCUUCGACAUUGUACAAGACUAUAUAAGAUUCACACAUCUCUUGGAGAUCUCAAACAGCUUAUUCGAUUAGAUCUGAAUGGUUGCAAAUGUCUUCAAAUCCUUCCUCACAAGAUCAGCUUGGAAGCGCUUGAAAUUUUCGAUCUUGUUGGUUGUUCAAGACUGAAGAAGUUUCCAAAAAUUGUAGGAAAUAUGUCACGUUUGUCGAAACUUUAUUUGAGUAAGACAGCUAUAAAAGAUCUAUCAUUAUCAAUGGAGCAUUUAACUGGCCUUAUAGAAUUGGAUCUAAGAGAAUGCAAAAACCUUUUAAGUCUUUCAAUUGGCUGUUGUUGUUCGAAGUCUCUAAAAAUUCUCACUUUAUCUGGCUGCUCAAAACUUGAUACACUACCAGAGAAUUUGGGUAAUAUCGAAGGCCUAGAGAAGCUAGACCUGAGUGGAACUGCUAUAACAGGGCUUCCUUUAUCUGUUGUUCAAUUAAAAAAUCUCAAAGUACUAUCUCUCUGUGGAUGUGUGGGGCUAUCAUCUAAAUCAUUCAAUAAGCUCCUGAGUUUUCCUUUAAUGCAACGAAAAAGAAGUCCUGAUCCCAUGGACAUGUUAGAGUGUUCUUUACAAGGCUUAUGGUCUUUGAGGGAACUGGAUUUAAGUUAUUGCAAUAUUCAAACGAUUCCUAAUGCUCUUGGGUCGUUGUCAUCUUUAGAAGAAUUAAAUCUAAAAGGAAACAAUUUUGUUUGCCUUCCUGAAAGUAUCAUUCAACUAUCUAAUUUGGAAAGCCUUUUUUUGGGUGGUUGCACUCAACUUCAAAUGUUGCCCAAGCUUCCAUUAAUAAAUAUGGUUUAUAUUGAUGCAGCAAGGUGUACCUCACUGGACACAUUAUCAUUAAGUCCAGAAUAUCAUUUUGGGCUCAAAUUGAUUUAUAAUCAAGGCAAAGGUGACCCGUUGUCAACAAGUCUAAGACAUUAUAUCUUUGAGGGAUGCUGUCAACCCCGUCGUCAAAAUCAUGAUGGGAUUAGUUUUAGAGGUCUCACAAUUCCUGGAAGUGAAAUUCCGAAUUGGUUUAGGUACCAAAAUGUGGGGGCUUCAGUGAAUCUGCAAGUGCCUUCACAUUUAUUAUUAAGUAGCAAAUUUAUGGGAAUCGUUGUGUGCGUUGUUUUUAUAUUCUGCCAGCAUCAUCCACUUCACCAACUUCAUCGGCUAGUGAUUAAUUGUACCGGUAAAGUCAACGGAUAUGGUUUUUUCGGAUUGUCACGUUCUUCAUUGGAGGAAUUAGGUAAGAUUGAAUCAUAUCAUCUUUGGAUCGAAUAUUUUCCCUUUACAGACUUCGGAAGCUACUGGAAAGAAGUAUUGGAUGCUAAUGAAUUCACCCAAAUUGAGGUUACAUUUGAAGCCUUCGGUCUAGGCUGGGAGUCAACGAAAUGCGGAGCCCAUUUGAUAUUCGAGCAAGACAAUGAAGAUCUCAAACAAACUAAGCCUGGGUCUAGCGGCUGCACUAUCUCUCCUUAUUAUGAGGAUGAUGAUUUAGGCGAUUCAGAGAAAGAUACCAAAAUCAAGGAAAGCCGUCAUGAUGAACCACCACACCCAAAGUGGACAGAGCACCCUAAUCUAAUUGAAAACUGGAUUGGGAAUUUAUGCAUACAAGGGCAAGGUGACUCUGAUUGUGAGUGAGGAAAGAGGAAUCCCAGUGAAAGUGGCAACUUUGAUGAAUCUGCACACAGAUAAAGAGGCUACGCAACGCUGAAUGGCACAGUUGAUCUUACUACAACGACCACUACACUGUCUUUGAGUGUCUGUGGUGUUGAUGCUGAUGAUGAUGGAGUGGAACUAGGUUUGGUGCAAUUUCUGUGGCUACAAGGAAACUUGAGGUUGAUUAAAGUGAAAAGGGUACCAGUUGGAGCUAUGCCAGAAAGCUUUGGAGGAGAAUAUUUUUGUUUAUUUGGAGAUAGGUUGUGGUACGACCACAUUGUUGUACUGCUUAUACAUGAGCUGGGUCACUUGAUAAGGAAGCCCCAUAAGGGCAUAUGUGUCAUCCUCGCCCCUACGGUGGCUCUAGUUCAGCAGGUCAUUGCACAAUAAUGAAGUGAUGUGCUCUUUGGCUUGGCUGAGGUUGUAGGUAUGUAGGUUGUGAGAAGCAGGUAGAAUUGUUGCUUUUUAGUGCUUAUCUAUGCAAUUUCUCAUUGUAAUUCUAGAUUUUAAGAAGGGCCUUUUUGAAUCUAGGUCCUUCAAGUUCACCUUGAAAGGGAGUUUGGUAUUUUUAUCAACAGAACCAUGACUAUACUAAUGAAGUAUGAACUCAUGACCCCUUGAAAUAUAUAAACAAAAUCAAUAUAGGGCUAGACUACCAGAUAAUAGAAAAGCAUCAAUUCCCAGAACCAAGGAUUCAAUUCCUAGAAAUUGACCAACCUUGAUAGUGCAGAAAUUUGGGCUUAUUCUUUUAACAGCAAGGUGAUAUGUAGUGUUUUAGCAAGCAAUAAAGGAUUGUGUGGCCUCUUUAUCUGUUAAUUGGGUCUCAUUUGUCAAUUGAUGAUUGAUAAUUGUGAAAGAAAAAUGCAAACUAUAAUUGUGAUUUAUGAGGCAUGACCCAGUAGAACAAGAACCUCUAAUGAGGAAUUUUAACUUGAGAGACUGAGACAACCCCACUGAUACCAUUCUUAAAGAUAUGGGAAAUCAACCUCUCCACUACUUGCAUAGUUGCCUUCACUACUCUUGUGUUCUUCCUUCUAUCUUAAAUUUAAAUAAAGUAUCUCAUUUGUUUCUUAUUCUCUUUGUGAUUUGGUGAGAAAUGAUUUUUCCAUCCUUUCAAUCAUAUUAGCACUUCCUUAUUUAAAAAAACAAAAACAUUUCUUCUUUUUUAGUUUUCCUGUCAAUCAAAUUUUCCAUAGUUGAAUACUCUCCUACAUGAUCUGUUAUUUAUUGUUUGAUUUGAUCUUAGAUCUGUGCACUUUUGUUAAGGACAUCAAAAGUUAAUUUUAGAUCAUAUGUGGUCUUUUGCAAGUCAAAUUGACUUGGACACUCUACCUUACCAAUUAAUUAUUGGUAGGAUGUGGAUGUUGUGUUGAAAAUUUAACCUAAUUCCCAUAACCUAUGAGAUGUGAAAAUUGAGGGAAAAAAAAAAGAACAACCACAUUACACAAAUAUUUAUGUGGUUCGGCAAUAUGCCUACAUUCACGAAGUUGCUGUGUUUUUCACUAUGUCAAGGCGAAAAAUACCGAGGUGCUAUAGUACAAUGAUUUAGGCACCCAUAAUUUUGAAGCAAAAAUUAUAUACCCCAAACAGAGGGUCCAAAACAAGCUAAUAAUGAUCUUGCUGGUCCAGGCAUCUGCUCCAUGAAUUGAGGCUCACAAAAAAUCUCAUUUAAAAACGUAAUGCAUCCAAGACGAAUCGGAUCACAAACUGGAUUGAACACAAAACAGGCUCCACAUAGCCCAACAAGUUGAUUAUUGAAGAUGUGAAGUUCAAGAAUUUUAUACAAAAGGGAAAUUUUACCGCAAAAUGGGACAUCAAAUAGUUCUGCUUACAGUCAUUAUGGAUUUCCUUGUUGUAUAUUAGAAAAUAUUUACAAUGUUAUGCUGGUAUAUUGGCCCUCAAGCUGUCAGUUUUUUUAUUUUAUAUUUAUUUUGGGGGUGGGAGAUGUGCAUAUUGCUGUUGACUCUGCCUCUCCUGCACAUCAUGCUCAUGUAACUGAUUAGAUGCCUGUGAAUUGAAUAUUAUCUUUUGGACGUAAAGAGGACUUGCUGAUGACUCUGCAGAAUGGUGGUUGGUUUUGCUUCUGCUGAUGACUGUGCUGUUAAGCCUUUGACAAGUUCAGCUGCUAAGUGGGGAAAGAGGCUUUUCAUAGGAUGUAUUCCGAUUGAAGCUACUGUUGAUAAUGUGCAGUUGUAUUUCAGUCUGUUUGGCUAUGUUUUGGAUGUGUAUCUUGCCAAGAUAUGACUGCAAGAGGGAAAAUGAGCACAUGAUGAACACUUAGAGGUAACAACAACUGGAAACAGAUGAGAGGUUCUGCCAAAUUCAUCCUGGGACGAGAGUUGAAAAUUAGUAGUUGCUCAGAGGCUUUUCUUGGAUGAAAGAAAAAUGUGUCAUAGUGGGUCCGGUUUUGUGACAUUGUCUGAUGAAAUUUCAGCUGAGUACACUUCUCAAAAAAUACAUAGGAUACUUGGGCAGACGUGUCAGUAGAUAUUAUCAUGAUAUAUGAUAGACGGGUGCUUGGGUCCAAUAGGCACUCAUGGGGGUAGCCGAUUAUCAAAGGAAAGAGCCUCAGAAGUUUCUUGUGCAGGGUGGUUUGGUGUGCUAAUGUCUAUCACAUAUGGUCUCAAAGAAACUCAAGAAUCCAUGGAGACGUCAAAACAGAGGAAAUCAAAGUGAAGAGAGUGGGAAAGGAUGUCAAGUUUAGAAUGAUGAUCAAAGGAAAUCAUAGUGAAGAGAGUUAUCUUUUAUAUCUGGAGCGUACCACAUUCCAUCAUUCAUGGCUUCUGCUUAAAAGUUUUGCUAGUAGCUGGGUUUGUUAUUGGUUUUAUUUUUUUUAAAAGAAGAUGUUGGGUAAGAAUAACACCAAUCUGAUGCAGUAGUUUAGUCCGAAGACUCAUAUCUUUAUGUAAAACUAGGUUGGGAUGAUGUAAUACUGUUUUCAAAUGGAGAUGAUUUUUUAAUGAAUUGGUCAGGGCAGGUGCCUUUGUUGUAGAGUUGUAGUGGACUAACUGAAGUCUCAGUGUUUCUGUUUGUAGCAGUAAAAAAUUAUGAGUUAUCCAAAAAAGAUAGAAGAACGCUUAAUUCCA
Molecule: messenger RNA, 6975 nt
Organism: Quercus lobata
Lineage: Eukaryota; Viridiplantae; Streptophyta; Magnoliopsida; Fagales; Fagaceae
Product: TMV resistance protein N-like
Exons: 11
Coding region: 194-3871 (1225 amino acids)
Biological process (GO): signal transduction; defense response
Molecular function (GO): protein binding; ADP binding
Source: RefSeq, a predicted model, not a curated record